Penicillium brevicompactum is the source of this 1308-nucleotide messenger RNA. Its product is annotated as alpha/beta hydrolase family protein. The record is from RefSeq and is a predicted model, not a curated record. NCBI's taxonomy places the organism in Eukaryota, Fungi, Ascomycota, Eurotiomycetes, Eurotiales, Aspergillaceae. The transcript has a single exon. The coding region runs from base 1 to 1308 and encodes 435 amino acids.
AUGAAACUACACUCCUCUGCCUAUAUUGGCCCAUUUUUGGCCACUCUGCUGUAUUCCCGUGCAGCUUCCGCCGCUUACGAUACCACCAACAGCCCCCUGCUAUUGUUGAGCAAUGACUCCACAAUGAACUUCGACUUGUUGACUCCCCUUGGUGAGUCCAUCACCGGGGGCGGGGAUGUUGGGCCUAUUCUUGGUGCAGCAAAGAGCAUCGAAGCCGGAAACAUGACUUCCUUUAGCGAGGUCUUCUAUAAGCUCGCAAAUGACACCAAAGCCCAGGCCGAAGACCCAGAGAAUGCUUACGACCCUCUCAAUGUCAGAGACACCUGGUUCUCUGCUGCGUCGUAUUUCCGCAAGGCCGACGUCUACCUCCACCGAAACUGGAGUAAUCCGCUUAUCAACAGCCUAUGGGCCGAGCACAUCGAAGCCUUUGACAAAGGAAUAGCUUCUCUGCCUAUUCCUGGUAAACGAGUUCGCAUCCCAGCUACCGAGGGCAACUUUACCAUUGAAGCUAUCUGGUACUCUGCUUCCAAGAAUGCAGAUGAUAAGCUACCGACUUUGAUAAUUGGCAACGGUUUCGAUGCUGCACAGGAAGACUCUUACCAUAACUUCGUGGCACCAGCUCUAGCCCGAGGAUGGAACUGCAUUACCUACGAAGGCCCGGGACAGCCUACUGUGCGUCGUAACCAAAAUAUUGGUUUCAUUCCGGAUUGGGAGAGAGUCGUCACUCCUGUAGUGGAUUAUGUUCUCUCAGAAAAGAAGAGCUCCGUGGACAAAAGUCGACUUGUUCUCAUCGGUAACUCUUUCGGUGGCUAUCUGGCUGCCCGUGCCGCGGCUUUUGAGCCUCGCCUGUCUGCAGCGGUCUUCAUCGACGGCGUCUGGGACAAUUAUGUGGCAUACACAAGGGAGCUAUCACCUGAAAUGCUCGAAGUAUACGAGGCGGGAAAUUACACUCAAUUCGACGACAUCAUCCUCUCGGCUAGGGAGGCUGGGAAGCUGCCUACGGGUGCCGCCUGGGGCAUCGAUCAGGGUCUCUGGGCGUUCUACACGCACUCACCCUCUGAUUUCUUCACCCAAGUCAAGCAAUACAACGUGGAAUCUUUCAUAAAUAACAUCAGCAUUCCUGUUUUUGUCGGUGACGCCGAGUUGGAGAGCAGUUACAUUGGGCAGCCGAAGCAAGUGGCGGAUGCGCUGGGCCACUUGGCUACUUUGCAUACUUUCAAGGGUGUUGCUGGCUUCCACUGCCAAACUGGUGCUGGCCAAGAGCUUUCGAGAACUAUCCAUGCCUGGUUGAAUAAGACUUUGGGCUAG